Molecule: messenger RNA, 4178 nt
Organism: Lotus japonicus
Lineage: Eukaryota; Viridiplantae; Streptophyta; Magnoliopsida; Fabales; Fabaceae
Product: starch synthase 3, chloroplastic/amyloplastic-like
Exons: 16
Coding region: 415-3831 (1138 amino acids)
Molecular function (GO): starch binding; alpha-1,4-glucan glucosyltransferase (UDP-glucose donor) activity
Source: RefSeq, a predicted model, not a curated record
UUGGACAUAGAUUCAAUCUUACAAUAACCACUCAAAACACUAGUAAUCUAGGAGCGUUGGAUGUGUUGUCGUUUACAGAAUGGAUGAAGCUGUUGUAAUAAACUUGACUCAGAAAGAGAAAGAGAAAGUGCAUCAAAUUCAAUAUACACAUGUGGCUCAGACUUGGAUGGUUCAAUUCAUUUCAAACUCUUCAAACAGAUUGGCACCGCCGAUAAUAACGUUUGUUGUUUUAUGCAGUAGUAUUAUUUUAUGAUUUUUGGUUGGCACACAGAUUCAGAAGCAGAGCUUAAUUGGAUCACUCACUCACUCACCCACCAUUGAAGAAACAAGUGAGUGAAGAACAAAGAUGAACAAGUGAUGAUUUCAAUCAUCAAAUGCUAAUAUAGAAACCAGCACAGUGAUUAGCAGCUAAGUAUGGAGAUGUCAUCUUUGCCAUUAAACCUUAAAACCACGUUCCCUGACAGAGGCGGCGGUUGUUUGAAGCUCCCGCCGUUUUCUGGGUUCUUCCUUCGUCAUCCAGUAACAGCUUCAACUAGCUACCAAAGUUCAGGGUGCAAGGCAGGUUGGGGUGGUUUCUGCGUCAAGGCUAGUAGUGCAGAUUUUUCUAGGAGGAGACAGCAGAAGAAGGUGUCAAUUGCAAGGCCUAAGGAUUCUGCUCCCAAGGGUUUUGCCCCAAAAUUACCUGUUAGAGCAAGUAGCAAGAACACCAGUAAAAAGAAAGCUAGUGUCAAGAAGGGAGAUUCGUUAACUCCAACCGUUAGUGAGAUUCCCGGGGAUGGUAAUAAACAAACACUCGAUGUGAAUGUGAAUAUUGAUGAUGAUAACCAUGGGGUUAAGAGCAACCGAGGUGAGGAAACUGGAGAUGUUUCUACUGUUGAUGAGGAUGUUAUUGUUCUCAAAUCACGGGAGGGGAUUUCUUACAAUGGAGAUGUUGGGAUUGUUAAUGAUUCAGAGGAAAGGACAUUGGACUAUGCAGAAAUUGAUGAAAAUGUUCAGGAAAAAAGUGAGGAAACAAGCACUGCUAGUGAUGAUAGAAUAAGUGAGGAAGCUUCUCGGCUGUUGAGGUUAGAGCUGGAACAAAAUUUGAGGAGGCAGGAAAUAGAGAGGAUUGCGGAAGAAAAUCUUUCACAAGGUACCAAGAUGUUUGUGUAUCCUCCAGUGGUUAAACCUGGUCAAGACAUAGAAGUGUAUCUUAAUAAGAGUCUUUCAACCCUAAGUGAUGAACCAGAUAUUCUGAUCAUGGGGGCAUUUAAUGAUUGGAGGUGGAAAUCUUUUACAAUAAGGAUGAAUAGAACGCAUCUCAAGGGUGAUUGGUGGUUUUGCGAAGUACAUGUUCACAAAGAAGCCUACAAACUAGACUUUGUGUUCUUCAAUGGACAAGAUGUCUAUGAUAACAAUGAUGGCAAGGACUUUUGCAUAUCUGUUGAGGGUGGAAUGGAUGCAUUAGCAUUUGACGAUUUCUUGCUUGAGGAGAAACGCAAAGAAUUAGAAAAACUUGCUAAGGAGCAAGCUGAAAGAGAAAGACAGGCUGAAGAGCAAAGGCGAAUAGAAGCAGAGAAAGCUGCGGAAGAAGCGGACAGGUCACAGGCAAGAGUGGAGGUAGAAACAAGGCGAGAAACAUUGCUGCCACAUGUGAAAAAGGUUGUAAAAUCCAUUGAUAAUGUUUGGUGUAUUGAACCUACUGAAUUCAAAGGGAAGGACUUGGUUAGGUUAUAUUAUAACGGAGGCUCUGGUCCUCUUGCACAAGCUAAGGAAAUAUGGAUUCAUGGUGGGCAUAAUAAUUGGAAGGAUGGAUUGUCAAUUGUUGAAAGGCUUGUGAAAUCUGUCUUAAAAGGUGGUGAUUGGUGGUAUGCAGAUGUUGUUGUACCCGACCGAGCUCUUGUCCUGGAUUGGGUGUUUGCCGAUGGUCCACCUCAAAAUGCAGUUGUGUAUGAUAACAACCAGUUACAAGAUUUCCAUGCUAUUGUCCCUAUAGCUGCACUUGAUGAACAGUAUUGGGCUGAGGAAGAGCAGCUGAUAUACAGAAAACUUCAGGAGGAUAGGAAGUUAAGAGAGGAAACAAUACGUGCAAAGGCUGCAAAAACAGCAAAGAUGAAAGCUGAAACAAAGGAAAAAACUUUGAAAACAUUUUUGCUGUCUCAAAAGCAUAUUGUCUUUACCGAGCCUCUUGAUGUUCAAGCAGGGAGCAUAGUGACAGUAUUUUACAAUCCCUCCAACACAAAUCUAAAUGGAAAACCUGAGGUUUGGUUUAGAUGCUCAUUUAAUCGUUGGUCUCAUCGCAUUGGCCCAUUGCCACCUCAGAGAAUGUUGCCUGCAGAUAAUGGCACUCAUGUCAAAGCCUCUGUUAAGGUUCCACUGGAUGCAUACAUGAUGGACUUUGUAUUCUCUGAGACUGAAAGUGGUGGAGUUUUUGACAACAAAUUUGGAAUGGAUUAUCACAUACCAGUUUUUGGAGGUAUUGUAAAGGAACCACCUUUGCAUAUCAUCCAUAUUGCUGUUGAGAUGGCCCCGAUUGCAAAGGUUGGAGGCCUUGGUGAUGUUGUUACUAGUCUAUCCCGGGCUGUUCAGGAUUUAAAUCACAACGUGGAUAUCAUUCUUCCAAAGUAUGAUUGUUUGAACCUUAGCAAUGUAAAGGAUUUUCAAUUUCAUAAAAACUAUUUCUGGGGCGGGACUGAAAUAAAAGUAUGGCAUGGAAAUGUUGAAGGCCUCUCUGUGUACUUUUUGGAGCCUCAAAAUGGAUUCUUUUGGGUUGGCUGUGUAUAUGGUCGUGCGAAUGAUGCAGAGAGAUUUGGAUUCUUUUGUCAUGCCGCUCUUGAAUUUCUACACCAAUAUGGAUUUCAUCCUGAUAUCAUCCACUGCCAUGAUUGGUCAAGUGCUCCCGUUGCAUGGCUAUUUAAAGAUAGUUAUACAGAGUAUGGUCUUAGUAAGGCUCGAGUUGUCUUCACAAUUCAUAACCUUGAAUUUGGAGCCAACUUCAUUGCAAAAGCGUUGGCAUGUGCAGACAAGGCUACAACUGUCUCCCCCACUUAUGCAAGGGAGGUUGCUGGGAAUCCUGCAGUUGCUUCCAAUCAUCACAAAUUCCAUGGUAUAAUAAAUGGAAUUGACCCAGAUAUAUGGGACCCGGAUAAUGAUAACUUCAUUCCUGUACCUUACACAUCAGAAAAUGUUGUUGAAGGAAAAAGAGCUGCCAAGGAAGCCUUGCAACAAAAGCUUGGUUUAGAAACUGCAGACCUUCCUUUGGUAGGAGUUAUUACUCGAUUAACUCAUCAGAAAGGGAUCCAUCUCAUCAAACAUGCCAUUUGGCGUACACUAGAACGUGGUGGACAGGUUGUAUUACUUGGUUCGGCUCCAGAUCCCCGUAUCCAAAAUGAUUUUGUGAAUUUGGCCAAUCAGUUGCACUCCUCUCAUAAUGGUCAGGCUAGAUUUUGCCUCGCAUAUGAUGAGCCUCUUUCACACUUGAUAUAUGCUGGUGCUGAUUUCAUUUUAGUUCCUUCAAUCUUUGAGCCAUGUGGACUUACUCAACUUGUUGCAAUGAGAUACGGUUCAAUACCUGUUGUUCGAAAAACUGGAGGACUUUACGAUACAGUAUUUGAUGUUGAUAAUGAUAGGGAUAGAGCACAAGCGCAAGGUCUUGAGCCAAAUGGAUUUAGUUUUGAUGGGGCUGAUGCUGGAGGUGUUGAUUAUGCACUCAAUAGGGCAAUAUCUGCGUGGUAUGAUGGCCGUGAUUGGUUUAACAGUUUAUGCAAGAGGGUGAUGGAGCAAGACUGGUCUUGGAACCGGCCUGCUCUUGACUAUUUGGAGCUUUACCAUGCAGCACGCAAGUUGCUAUGAAAUUUCAAUGGACAGGAAGUGAGAUGUAAAUUAAGAUUCAUCCCCUUUGUACAGCAUUAGUGGUAAGCUUUAGUCUUAAGAGUAGUUAGUUGCAUAUAGCGGUAAAUAAGUGCAAGGUGACAUCAAUUUGUAGAGACGAGCCUCAAAUGGUUCAUUAUUUUGUUGGCACGCAAUAAUGCAGUUAAGGUUUACUUAGUUUUGGAAUGUGCUGAGAGAUCAUGUUUUAAAUAGCUGAAUUUAUGAAAUGCAUCGCAUUAUAGAUAUGCAAGUUCUUUUGUAUCACAGGUGCUGUUGUCUGGCGCUAAAAGUCACAACCACUCUUAAUAGUAAUUUUCUAUUUUAAACAA